Molecule: messenger RNA, 537 nt
Organism: Fomitiporia mediterranea MF3/22
Lineage: Eukaryota; Fungi; Basidiomycota; Agaricomycetes; Hymenochaetales; Hymenochaetaceae
Exons: 3
Coding region: 1-537 (178 amino acids)
Molecular function (GO): protein binding
Source: RefSeq, a predicted model, not a curated record
AUGCAAAACAUUCUUACACUGCCCCAGGAUAUUCUCUCUUUGAUUUGGUCUGAACUCAGCCUGGCCGAUAUAUUGCGUGUUAGCCAGACAUGUUGCACGUUGUCUUCCGCGAUAUUAAAUGAUAAGCAACUUUGGAUCUGCAUGUACGAGCAAAUCGUCGUAGCGAACGACCUAUGUAUCCCGAACUAUCUGGGCAAUCUCGAGCACGUUCAUGUGCGUGAUAUCCAGUCGUGGGUAAAACAUGCCGUUUUGCUUGAUAGAAACUACCGAACACCUUACAAAAAGCUUCAUGCACGGAGGAUAGCGAACCGCGAAAAGUUGGGAAUAACGUGGCUCAGACUGGUUCACGGGCGUUGGGCGCUUGUCGCCUCAGCUGAUGUUCAUACCUGUGAAUUUUCGGUAUGGGAGAUUCCUCCAGAAGGGGAGAUUCGUCAGGUUGCGAGAGUAUUUCUGGACGCUCCUGUCAUGGAUGGGAUGGUGGAUGAAUCGUGUGAACAGAUUCGCUGCGCAAUCACUAUAGGAGCCUCACGAAGUUAG